ACCUUAUUAUUAAUUUAUUUUAUUUAAGUAAAAUGAGGAUGAUUUGUCAAUUGCUAAUUGAGUUAGUAAAAAUUGCAAUAACAAACUAUUGACAUCAUUCAGAUGCAAUGUGCUGGUUGUGUUAUUGAACCCACUUGGACAUGAACCAUGUGGCAUUCAAAUAUUGAUCAAACAAACUCCCCGAAACGAACUGAACCAUUCCAAAUAGCUGGCAUUAAACUGUUAAAAAAUAACCAAAAAAAAGGAUGACUUACCUUUGUUUGGGUCCCAUCAGCGCGGGAAAAACGUUGCUGCUAACCUGCCUGCAGAAUCCGGCCUCGGUCAAUUUCACUUCCCAUUCGGUGCCGAGCGUGGGAACCAAUCUCUUCACCAUCAAAAUUCCUCCCAUCGUUAUCGACGAGAAGGACAUUGCCGUCAAGCCACCGCCACCGCCCCGGAAACGAGAUCUGGUACAGGUACGGGAGGUAGGCGGUUGUUUGGCCCCCAUCUGGCGGGACUAUCUCAACAAUCCGGUGGAAAAGCUCAUCUACGUUGUGGAUACCUCGAACUUGUGUCAAAUUUCCGCUGCCGGUGUCUUGCUGUAUUCGAUGUUAGCGGAACCGCGACUACAGACGACAAAAUUCCUGCUGGUCUUGUCCAAGAUGGAUCUCGCCUACCGACAGAUGCGUAACGAAGCUCUGCUGAUGCUGCAGAUGGAAAAAUUCAAAAAACAAAUUCCACAGGAUAUCACUAUCGUGCAGUUCAGUGCUAUCAAUCAAGAGGGCAUCGAUGAAAUCUACAAUUGGUUGGGUGCAUAACGAUUAAUCUGAGUUAGGUUUGGGUUAUCGCUACUGCUAGUAUACAUUUGUUAUAAGCUCUACAAUGAACCAAUAAUGUUUAUACUAAUUUAACUGUUAAAACGUCAAGGAACAGUUUCGGAAUAAAUAAAAAAAAAUUAAC
Messenger RNA from Uranotaenia lowii, 939 nucleotides. Its product is annotated as ADP-ribosylation factor-like protein 16. The record is from RefSeq and is a predicted model, not a curated record. The coding region runs from base 246 to 797 and encodes 183 amino acids. Gene Ontology annotation, molecular function: GTPase activity; GTP binding. NCBI's taxonomy places the organism in Eukaryota, Metazoa, Arthropoda, Insecta, Diptera, Culicidae. The transcript is spliced from 2 exons.